CAUUCCCCACAUCGCAAGCGGCGAAGUGUAGUGAGCUCGUAUUUUGAAGUGAGGCUCGUUUCGCGAGUUUCCAAGCAACGCCUUUCUAGGCAAUUGCCUAGUGCUCAUUUAGCCAAAACCGGCUGGUGGUGUCACGUUACAUGAUGGGAAACGACAGAAAAAGUGGCAAAAGACUCGCAUCUCAAGACCAGCAGAGGAUACGGGAGCUACUCGAUGAAGUUUUGGACAAAUGUACGACGAUGCCGUCAGGGGACGCGAAGAAGGAAUGGAAGGACUUCUUAGAAGUUCAGAAACUGCUGCAAGAAGUUCGGGAUCUGGAAAAACCUUUAUCUCCAAACCUGCCAAAGCGAUCCAACAAGUGGCCAGCUUUUCUUAAAUGGUGCUCUGAUAACAGUGCUUAUCUUGGCAGUGUGUCUAUAAAGGACCUACCUGAUGGCGAAUGUGGCUUCAUCGCUGAUGAACAAAUUGAGGAGAGCAACCAAUUCCUUGGUGUGCCAUUGAAGCUCAUGAUGACCACUGCUGCAGCAAAGAAAUCUAAGCUUGGUCCUCUUUUAAGAGAUGAUCCCAUAAUGAAGAGCAUGUCCAAUGUGGCUUUGGCCAUGUUUCUCAUCCUUGAAUUUUGUGCUGGUGAAUCAUCCUUCUGGCACCCCUACAUAUCAACUCUUCCAGCAUCAUUCAAUACUGUUUUGUAUUUCAGCAUUGAAGAACUUGAACUCCUCUGUGGGUCAACUGUAGUUGAUGAAGCCUUGAAGUUGCACAGAAGCAUUGCUAGACAAUACUCGUAUUUUCACAAGAUUUUUCGGACGCAUCCUCUUGCCAAGAGCCUUCCUUUCAAGGACUGCUUCACAUAUGACCUGUACAGGUGGGCCGUGUCUGCUGUGAUGACGCGACAGAACGCGGUGCCCUCGACGGACGCUGCUGGCGGUGACGAUGGCUCUGACGUCAUGACGGCUUUGGUUCCACUUUGGGACAUGUGCAACCACAGCGAUGGCAAGGUACUGACAGAUUACGACCCAUCAGCCAACAUGCUACGUUGCUAUGCCAUGCGGGACUUCGAGCCAGGCCAGGAGGUGACCAUCUUCUACGGGAAACGCACCAACGCCGAGUUCUUCAUCCACAAUGGCUUCGUGUUUCCGGACAACCGAUACGACGCCGUCGACAUCAAGCUGGGUGUAAGCAAGCAAGACCCGUUAUUCGCCGUCAAGGCGAAGCUGUGCGAAGAUCAUGAUCUCACUCCAAGCGGAACCUUCGCACUCGUCGACCGAGAGCGUCCGGUGUGCGAAGACCUCUCAACUUUCCUCAGGAUCCUCGUUCUGAAGGACGCGUCGCAGGUCGCGAAGUUCACUGACGAACACAUUAUGAGAGCAACCGACGACAACGCCCGGGAAGCGCUAAACUUCCUGAUUGUCCGCAUCCAGCUCCUGCUCCGGGCCUUCCCAAGGAGCGACCAGGAGUACGAAAGCAUCGUCAGCGACAAAGGAUCUAACGCCCGGAUCAAGAUGGCGUCGCAGCUGAGAUUGUUGGAGCGCAAGAUCUUGGCCGCCGUGCUCGAGACCCUCAACAACUGCGCAAAAGAGCGCACCCAGACUUAAAAGCUGAUCUAUACUUCGUCACGGAGCCCGCGGUGUAAACAACGCAACCGCGUCACACGCGUCAGCAUAUCGCUGCCAUUCUGGCUUUACUGCAAUACCACGUUCGCCACCUCACAGUUUUACAGCAUGCACAUUAUAGCUAAGCCAUAACAGGUGCAUGAGCCGCCCGGAUUAUCCGGUACGUGCAAAGUUGCGUGCGUGUUUCCCGAUAUGCGAGGGCUAACGGUAGAGCGGUAUACCGCUCCACGGUUAGCGGUAGAGUGUUCUGUGGUAAAGCGGCAGAGCUUGUAAUCUUACUUGCCUUCCAAUAGCAAAGUCCCUAUAGGUGCAUGCGCAGAGUGUAUGAGCCGCCACGUGCAACUUUACGCGCUACCUUGCCGAGGCCGCAGCGCUUACUGUAGGCCGGUAUACCGCCCUAAAGUUAGCGGUAGAGCAUUCUAUAGCAGAGCGGUAUACUAUACAAGCGCUGAAGCGGUAUGCCACUGAUAAGUGCCGGUGUUCCAUUGAAAGUAUAGACGGGUGUACCGCUCUACCGUUAGCGAUACCGUCUCGCCAACCUAUAGCACCUAAAUGUGCGCGUGCUUAAGCCGUACGUCGCAAGCAUAUAUCUGUUGCGGAUUAUCUAUUGCGCGCGUACUGAGGGUCACAGGCGCGGUGGCGAUGGUAUAGCACUAAGGGUAGAGGGGUAGAAGUGGGCUAAAUCUCUCAAAUAUGGGCGCUGAUGUGCCGUUAAACAGCGUCUGAUUCGGCAACCUUGCGGCGUGGCGCUCAUGAGCUUAUACGUGCGGACGUGUCGAAGUGGAUUUUGGAGCCCACCGGAGGCGUCUCCCUGCCGUGCCUAAGAAAAAAAAACGAAAAAAAAUUGUGUGCAAAUGACAAUGAGAGCUCUUAUUUAUUUACUGAGUAAAAGAAGUCACAAUGCAGUGUUGG
Dermacentor silvarum is the source of this 2522-nucleotide messenger RNA. It is a transcript of the gene Setd3, whose product is annotated as actin-histidine N-methyltransferase. The transcript is spliced from 15 exons. NCBI's taxonomy places the organism in Eukaryota, Metazoa, Arthropoda, Arachnida, Ixodida, Ixodidae. The record is from RefSeq and is a predicted model, not a curated record. Gene Ontology annotation, biological process: peptidyl-lysine monomethylation; peptidyl-lysine dimethylation; actin modification. Bases 141 to 1592 code for a protein of 483 amino acids. Gene Ontology annotation, molecular function: protein binding; histone H3K36 methyltransferase activity; protein-L-histidine N-tele-methyltransferase activity.